Messenger RNA from Peniophora sp. CBMAI 1063, 1479 nucleotides. The record is from the annotation of a GenBank genome assembly. NCBI's taxonomy places the organism in Eukaryota, Fungi, Basidiomycota, Agaricomycetes, Russulales, Peniophoraceae.
AUGCCCGACCAACAACUUGCACAGUUUCUAUCGCUCCUGUCCAGUCUCGAUUCCGGUCAGACAGAUAUCUCGACCGUCCAGCCAUCGGAACUCGCUGUCGGUCUAGUGCUCGUAAGAAAGCUAUACGCACACACUUGCAGUUGGAUCAACGCAUCGAGAACUGUGCGACGCGAGAUACGCCUACCGUUCGAGAUCAUUCGCGAGAUCUUCUACAUAUUCGCAGACGCCAACACACCCCUACUCGGCUCUUCCCGUCGUGAGGAUUCAGGAUGGCACGUACUGCUUCGUCUAUGCAAGAGCUGGUAUCGUAACCUGAUGGAGGACGGGCGCUUUUGGGCUAUUGUUGCUCCGCACAAUCCGUCAACCAUGCCAAUCACCAUGCAACGUGCCGGGCAAUGGACUUCUUGUUUCGUCUUAACGGAAAUCUUGCCCCGUGCGGUCGCAAAGAUACGACCUGCCAUCGAGCCUCUCGCGCUAGCUGCUUUCGAACCGUCGAGGCACCACGUCAUACACGUCGAACGGAAUCAGCGAGCGUUCGAAACCCUUCACAAGAUCCUUACCGUAGCGGCAUCAACGAACCUGGAUCGACUGGAGAGUCUGACUAUGCGAAGCAAUGCAUACGGUCAGACGUCAAGACAAGCAGACGAGAUGUCAAGAACCUUACACGCAGGCUUUCAAGACGUCUGGAUCCGUGCUUCAUCUCUCAAGUACGCAAAUUUUCACGGGAUGAGCGCCAACCUCCAAAGCGACAGUCUACGCACGUUACUCAUAUCCUAUCGCUCCUGGUCGACCGCACGACCGGCGAACUCCACCCUAAUCGACACCUUACGCCGCUCUGGCGACAAACUCGAACGAAUGGAGUUGCUAUGGGCAACAGGAUCUCCCUCUUCCUCCACGUCGCCGGUCACCUUGCCCAAGCUCACAGACUUGUUGCUAUGGGGCGAAGACGUGGAUGUCAUGAACGUGUUGCAGCUCGUUCAAACGCCUGCUUUGCACACCGCCAACGUCUUGCUCGAAAUCACAAGUAAUCGAGACGCAGCAGUCAUCCUGGAGAGACAACUGAUGGAGCGAAUGCAACCUGCGGGAGACUGGGACACCAUUCGCGUGCGUAUCUCUGAUAAGACCACCAACCAUUAUGGUCUAUCCAUGAGUGUCUCCUUCUGGAGACGAGCUGAUCUGAACGCGCUGGGCGCAGUGGUGAACCUACGCGCGGACAAACCGCGUUUGAGCAUCAGUCUUAGGACGAAAAGUGAACUUUUGACAUGGGCGGAUCUAGCCGGACCACUACUAUCGAGAGUGCGGCGCGCCGCGACAGUCUUGUUGCAGUUGCCCGAUGAUACAGUAAGAACGGAGAAGGAGGCAUUGGACACGCUUGAGCGCACAGCUGGACGCUCGCUUGACAAUUUCCUAUUUGAAAUUACUGCACGUACUAUACCGCUCGAUGACUAUGAUGCCGUGAACAUUGCCAGUAUAUAUUAG